Molecule: messenger RNA, 1923 nt
Organism: Pipistrellus nathusii (Nathusius's pipistrelle)
Lineage: Eukaryota; Metazoa; Chordata; Mammalia; Chiroptera; Vespertilionidae
Source: the annotation of a GenBank genome assembly
AUGGCUCUGUCGCGGGGGCUCCCCCGAGAGCUGGCCGAGGCCGUGGCCAGGGGCCGGGUGCUGGUGGUGGGCGCGGGCGGCAUCGGCUGCGAGCUCCUCAAGAACCUCGUGCUCACCGGAUUCUCCCACAUCGACCUGAUUGAUCUGGAUACUAUUGAUGUCAGCAACCUCAACAGGCAGUUUUUGUUUCAAAAGAAACAUGUUGGAAGAUCAAAGGCCCAGGUUGCCAAAGAAAGUGUACUGCAGUUUUACCCGAAAGCAAAUAUCAUAGCCUACCAUGACAGCAUCAUGAACCCCGAUUAUAAUGUGGAAUUUUUUCGACAAUUUAUAUUGGUUAUGAAUGCUUUAGAUAACAGAGCUGCCCGCAACCAUGUUAAUAGGAUGUGUCUGGCAGCUGACGUCCCUCUUAUCGAGAGUGGAACUGCUGGUUAUCUUGGGCAAGUAACUACUAUCAAAAAGGGUGUGACUGAAUGUUAUGAAUGUCAUCCCAAACCAACUCAGAGAACUUUUCCUGGCUGUACAAUUCGUAACACACCUUCAGAACCUAUUCAUUGCAUUGUUUGGGCAAAGUAUUUGUUCAACCAGUUGUUUGGGGAAGAAGAUGCUGAUCAGGAAGUAUCUCCUGACAGAGCUGACCCUGAAGCUUCCUGGGAACCAAUGGAAGCUGAAGCCAGGGUCAGAGCAUCAAAUGAAGAUGGUGACAUUAAGCGUAUUUCCACAAAGGAAUGGGCUAAAUCAACUGGAUAUGAUCCAGUUAAACUUUUUACCAAGCUUUUUAAAGAUGAUAUCAGGUAUCUGUUGACAAUGGACAAACUAUGGCGGAAAAGGAAACCUCCGGUUCCAUUGGACUGGGCUGAAGUACAGAGUCAAGGAGAAGAAAUCAAUGCAGUAGAUCAACAAAACGAACCCCAGUUGGGUCUAAAAGACCAGCAAGUGCUAGAUGUAAAGAGCUAUGCAUGUCUUUUUUCAAAGAGCAUCGAGACUUUGAGAGAUCAUUUAGCAGAAAAGGGGGAUGGAGCUGAGCUCAUUUGGGACAAGGAUGACCCAUCUGCAAUGGAUUUUGUCACCUCUGCUGCAAACCUGAGAAUGCAUAUUUUCAGUAUGAAUAUGAAAAGCAGAUUUGAUAUAAAAUCAAUGGCAGGGAACAUUAUUCCUGCUAUCGCUACUACUAAUGCGGUGAUUGCUGGGUUAAUAGUAUUGGAAGGAUUGAAGAUUUUAUCAGGAAAAAUGGACCAGUGUAGAACAAUUUUUUUGAAUAAACAACCAAACCCAAGGAAGAAGCUCCUAGUGCCUUGUGCACUGGAUCCCCCCAACCUUAAUUGUUACGUAUGUGCCAGCAAGCCAGAGGUGACUGUGCGACUGAAUGUCCAUAAAGUGACUGUUCUCACUUUACAAGAUAAGAUUGUGAAAGAAAAAUUUGCUAUGGUGGCACCAGAUGUCCAAAUCGAGGAUGGGAAAGGAACAAUUCUAAUAUCUUCAGAAGAGGGAGAGACAGAAGCUAAUAAUCACAAGAAGUUGUCAGAAUUUGGAAUUAGAAAUGGGAGCCGGCUUCAAGCAGACGACUUUCUUCAGGACUACACUUUAUUGAUCAACAUCCUUCAUAGUGAAGACCUAGGAAAGGAUGUGGAAUUUGAAGUUGUUGGUGAUGCCCCAGAAAAAGUGGGGCCCAAACAAGCUGACGAUGCUGCCAAAAGCAUAACCAAUGGCAGUGAUGAUGGAGCUCAGCCUUCGACCUCCACAGCACAAGAGCAAGACGAUGUGCUCAUAGUUGAUUCAGAUGAAGAAGGUCCUUCAAAUAAUGCUGACAUCAGUGCAGAAGAGAGGAGUCGCAAGAGGAAAUUGGAUGAGAAAGAGAAUAUCAGUACAAAGAGGUCACGCACAGAACAGACAAAAGACCUUGAUGAUGUUAUAGCAUUAGACUGA